This is a messenger RNA of Danio aesculapii, 545 nucleotides long. Its product is annotated as protein SON-like. Lineage: Eukaryota; Metazoa; Chordata; Actinopteri; Cypriniformes; Danionidae. The transcript is spliced from 3 exons. The record is from RefSeq and is a predicted model, not a curated record. Gene Ontology annotation, biological process: regulation of cell cycle; regulation of mRNA splicing, via spliceosome. The coding region runs from base 18 to 545 and encodes 175 amino acids. Gene Ontology annotation, molecular function: RNA binding.
CCUUGUCUUUGCCAGUAAUGCCGAACAUGGCUAUGAAUGCUGCUGUGGCAAGCAUGACUGCCGCCACCAUGACUGCCGCUCUGUCCAGCAUCGGUGCCUUAGCCUCUUUCCCACAAUUGGCCCCGUUGCCCACCAUCGUCAACAAACCACCGUCUUCUGCCACACCAAACCUCGCCAGUAUUGAAGAGGCCAAAAAGAAAGUCACAAAGCAGGCGAACAGCUUCAGCAUUAAAGAGCUAACAGAGAGAUGCAAGAAAAUUGCUGAGAGUAAGGAAGAGAUGGCCAUCGCUAAACCACAUGUGUCGGAUGAUGAGGAGGAUGAGAAGCUGUUCGGAGCUUCUCUUAAGGAGAAUAAGGGCAUUGCAUUCAGUCUUGGGAACACCUCAAUAAAGCCGGGCGUCCGAACAGAAGCAGCCUUUGCUAAGGAGUUCCCAGUGUCGUCUGGCUCUCAGCACAGAAAGAAGGAGGGAGACGGAGCCUAUGGAGAAUGGGUGCCGGUGGAGGAAAGCAGAAAAAAAGUCUGCAUCCAGUUCAUCAACGACUGA